AUGAUCAUUCUCACUGUGUUGCUGAGUUUUGCUGCUGUGUUACAACAACCUGCUUCAAAAGCACAUGCAGUAGGAAUUGGACCAGCUGAGCGAAAUCAGAUUGUUGACAAGCACAAUGCCCUGCGGAGAGGAGUGCAGCCACCGGCAAGCAACAUGCUGAAGAUGAGAUGGAAUUCAGCUGCUGAAGCGAAUGCAAAACGCUGGGCAAGCAACUGUCGAUUUGCUCACAGCCCAAGUAACCAAAGAGUUGCCGAUGGCAUCUCAUGUGGUGAAAAUAUAUAUGCAUCAUCUCACGCUACUCCAUGGAAUGACGUGAUUCAAGCUUGGUACAACGAGGUGAAAGAUUUCAAGUACGGUGUUGGAGCAGUCCGUCCAGGGGCCGUAACUGGUCAUUACACUCAGGUGGUUUGGCACAAGUCUCACCUAAUUGGUUGUUAUGAUGCCCAUUGUCCUCAAAACAGCAUGAAGUACCUCUACGUUUGCCAGUACUGUCCUGCAGGGAACAUGAUGGGAUCACUUCAAACCCCAUAUAAGUCUGGGUCACCUUGUGGGGACUGCCGUGGCUCAUGCGACAAUGGAUUAUGCACCAAUCAUUGAAAAUAUAGAGAUAAGAACAUCACCUGUGAAGCUGUAGUGAAAUCACAAGGAUGCAAUAAAUAGGAAAUUAUGCAAGAGUGUGUCGCUUCUUGCAAGUGCCCCCCCCCCUCCGAAAUAACAUAGGAGGUCCCUCUUGGGGCGUUCAUCAUCUUCGCUGAACUCUGCAUUCUCACUUAAAUCAUACAAUCCUCCAGUUUCUUCUGACAGAUCCCGUCUAAAUGAAUUUUUUUAACAUGUUUUUGAAACUGAAAACUCAUAAAAAGUCUUGCAUG
Molecule: messenger RNA, 869 nt
Organism: Podarcis raffonei (Aeolian wall lizard)
Lineage: Eukaryota; Metazoa; Chordata; Lepidosauria; Squamata; Lacertidae
Product: cysteine-rich venom protein pseudechetoxin-like
Exons: 7
Coding region: 1-597 (198 amino acids)
Cellular component (GO): extracellular region
Source: RefSeq, a predicted model, not a curated record